UCAUAGGAGACAGAAUAUGUCUAAUUUAUAGAAAACAGAAUUUGCCAUUCACUGCGUUCAGUAUUGUGGAGGUAGGAUCUCUUAUGAGGCCACACUGUUGCCCAAAUAAGGCUUGAGGGUCAGACAUUUAAAGUCAGAUAACAUGUGUUUGACCAUUUGCUUGAGAAAAUUGGCAACUAAAUGAUGGGAGAAAUUGAAGAUCCAGUCCAGUUAAAGGAUGAGGGUAACAAGCACUUCCAGGCUGGAGAAAUCGACAAAGCCAUUGAGUGCUACACUAAAGCCAUAAAAGCCUGCAAAGACAAGAAAGCGCUCGCGGUCAUCUACAGGAACAGAUCAGCCUGUUUCCUGAAAAAGGAAAAUUAUAGCAAUGCAGCAUCAGACGCCACUAAAGCUAUCGAUGUGGAUGCUGCGGACAUUAAGGCUCUGUACAGAAGAUGCCAAGCGCUAGAGAAGCUUGGCAAACUGGACAUGGCUUUUAAGGACGUUCAGAGAUGUGCAACCAUAGAGCCUAAAAACAAGACCUUCCUCGAGACCCUCAGAAGACUCGGAGCUGAGAUCCAGCAGAAGCUAAAAACGACCUUCUCAACAGACUCCAGAGUGCAGAACAUGUUUGACAUCCUGUUUUCAGAUGAAUCAGAUAAGGAAAAGAGAGAAAAGGCUGCCAACAAUCUGAUUGUCCUGGCAAGAGAGGAUGCGGGAGCAGAAAGAAUAUUCGAGAACAAUGGUGUGCCUUUACUUGUGCAGCUGAUUGACACAGGAAAAUCUGAGAUGAUUCUGGCUGCUGUCCGGACCCUGUCAGGAAUGUGCACAGGCCACAGAGCAAGGGCAACUGCCAUCAUCCACAUGGUGGGAAUUAGCAAACUGUGCAGCAUCAUGGCUGUGGACAAUGAGGAGAUUGCUCUGGCAACUGCAAACCUGUUCCAGUGUGUCUAUGACUCUCUCACUGGAGGAGACCAGAGAAAUUAUGGCAAAGAAGAGGCCCUCGUACUCGACUCCAGUAGGGACUUGAAAGAUAUCCUGCUUGCCUUGUUGGAGAUGAUCGCAAGCAAGAAGGUGUCUGGACAUGGUCGAGACCAGGCCCUGAACCUCCUGACCAGGAAUGUGCCAAGAAAAGACAAGAAAGACACUGAUCACUCCAAGUGCCUUUUCACCAUUGACCACGGCCUGAAGAAGAUUCUGAAGGUCUGCGGUCAGGUUCCAGACCUUCCCGAUCAGUUGCAGCUGACAGAAAACACACAGCUGAUUGCCAGCGUUCUCCUCAACAAGCUCUACGAUGACUUGCGCUGCGACCCUGAGCGAGAUAACUUCAGAGAUAUUUGUGAUGAGUACAUUAGGAGCAAGUUUGACCCCAACGACAUGGACAAAAACAUCCAUGCCAUCAAUACUUUGUCAGGCAUUCUGCAGGGGCCUUUCGACGUGGGCAACAUACUUGCAGGUCGUCAGGGCGUCAUGGAGAUGAUGGUGGCACUUUGUGGAUCCGAGCGUGAAGUGGACCAGUUGGUAGCAGUGGAGGCCCUCAUUCACGCGUCCACCAAAACCAGCAAAGCCUCCUUCUUUAUCAGCAAUGGAGUAACUCUGCUGAAGGAAAUGUACAAGAAAACUAAGAAUGAAAAGAUCAAGAUCAGAGCCCUCGUGGGUUUAUGUAAACUGGGAUCAGCUGGAGGCGAUGAUUACAGCAUGAGACAAUUUGCAGAGGGUUCCACUGAGAAGCUGGCCAAGCAGUGCAGAAAGUGGCUCUGCAACCCUACACUUGAUGUGCGCACCAGGAAAUGGGCCAUUGAAGGUUUGGCUUAUCUUACCAAUGAUGCUGAUGUAAAAGAUGACUUUGUUGAAGAUGAAGCAGCCUUGAGGGCCAUGUUUGAGCUCGCCAAGUCAAAAGAUAAGACCAUCCUGUAUGCUGUCGCCUGCACCCUGGUCAACUGCACCAACAGCUAUGACAAGAAAGAGAUCAUCCCGGAGAUGGUGCAGCUGGCCAAGUUCUCCAAACAACACGUCCCUGAGCAGCACCCGAAGGAUAAGAAGGAUUUCAUUGAAAGGCGAGUGAAGAGGCUAUUGAAAGCUGGAGUUACUUCAGCUCUUGCUGUCAUGGUCAAAGCAGAUAAUUCCAUCCUGACCGAUCAAACCAAAGAGAUGCUUUCAAGAGUGUUUCUUGCCUUGGCAAAUGAUGUUAAAGAUCGUGGCACAAUUGUAGCUCAAGGUGGAGGAAAGGCUUUGAUCCCUUUAGCACUGGAGGGAACCGACAAAGGAAAAGUAAAGGCCAGCCAUGCUCUGGCUAAGAUCGCUGCUGUCUCCAAUCCUGAAAUCGCCUUCCCUGGCGAGAGGAUAUAUGAAGUUGUACGACCACUGGUUUCCUUGCUAAACACAGAACGAGAUGGUAUGGAAAACUUUGAAGCUCUGCUGGGUCUUACAAAUCUUGCUGCCUUGAAUGACAAACUUCGAGUAAAAAUCCUAAAAGAAAAAGCACUUCCAGAGAUUGAAAACUACAUGUUUGAGGAACAUGAUCAAAUCAGACAAGCCGCCACAGAGUGCAUGUGCAAUCUGGUUUGCUGCAAGGAUGUUCAAGACAGAUAUCUGCAAGAUGGCAAUGAUAAACUGAAGCUUCUUAUCCUGCUCUGUGGUGAAGAUGAUGAGCAGCUUCAGAGGGCGGCUUCUGGUGCACUGGCUAUGCUCACUGCCGCUCAGAAAAAACUUGCUAUUAAGAUGACGAAAGUGACUGGGCAGUGGCUUGAGAUUCUUCAGAGAUUAUGUAUCCAUGACAACCCUGAAAUUCAGCACAGAGGUCUUGUGACAGUGUGUAACAUGCUGGAUGCUGAUGAACAACUAGCCAAGAAGCUCAUUGAAAGUGAAUUGCUGGAAAUCCUGACAUAUGUGGCAAAACUGGAGGACAACCCCAAGAAGCAGGAUGCUAUUAACGCGGCUCGUGCCUGCCUUUCUACAGCCAUGGAUCAAGGACUUGUAAAGCCGUUUUCAAAUUAAACAGAACACAAUUCAUUGUGAUGUGUCAUUAGAUGAAUAGAGAAUGGUCUGCUUUCUGGGAAAGUGGAAAGACUGCAAACCAUUUGCAAUGCUUUCUUUUUUUUAAUUUCUAAUGAUAAUCAUAGUUCUUUUUAAGAUGAUAUGUUUGUGUGGCUGUUUGUUUGAUCAGUGGUCUUGCAUUUUGGUAUUUAUUUAACAUGCUCAUUUCAUAUUUCAUGUAUUUGCACUUGUGAAGUUUUGAUUUACAGAUAAAAAAAACUUUUUGGAGAAAAGAUGACUGGAAUCUGUUUCUUCAUAGUGGCAUUAUCAGAAUUACCCUUUCACGUAUAGAAGUAUACACUUCACACACACAAACACACAUUUACCUUUCUCUAUCUCAGUCAAAGGGUUUGGCUGGUUAACCUGGUCUAGUUUGUCUUUAGUUUCAUUACACUAUUCUAGGGGAAAAGAGAAUCAUUCUUCAUUAAUGGUCAUUGAAAUGUAGUAGGCUAUUCCUAAAUUCUGAUGAACUUACAUUAAAUUAACACAACCUAUAUAAAUAAAUGCUGUAAAAGAAUUAUUGUUAGUUCAUGAAUGAUACCUAGUAAUUCAUGUUAACAAAUUGAGCCCUGUUACAAAGUAUUACUUUUCCCCAAUUAUAUAUACAGUCAAACCUAAAAUUAUUCAGACAUUACUGAUAUAUUUUUACUAGUGGGUGCAGGACACUAUAGUUCAUUUCUGUAAGUGAGGAUAGCAAAAUAAAGUAAACUGUGACAUACCAUACCCAAAAAUUCUUCAUACAGUGGACUACCAGUAAAACUGAUGAUAAAAUUUGGAACCAGAAAUUAUUCAGACACUUUGACCUGACCAUGUUUUGUUUAAGUGUUAUCUGAGAUAAUUAAGAUUAAUUUUUUCCGACAGUUUAACUCUGAGAUAUUGUCAUAUAUUAUUACCAUUUUUUUUAAACUAGCGAAUAAACUGAAAUGUUAAAGGUGUCUGAAUAAAUUUUGGUUUGACUGUAUAUAUAAUUUUAUGACCCCAAAUUAAUAUAUUUAGUUCUACUUCAAUAAGUUCAAUGUUUUUUAACGUUUGCUGCGUUAUUGUGUACGCAUUCCUCUAAAACUAGGUAUAAAUAUUUUCCAUAUGCGUUACAACUGUUUUGGCUUUGUCCGACCAAAUGUUGGCAGACAAAGCUGGACAAUACAGUUUUGUUUUUCUCUAAUUCACUCAGUGAACAUUUCGUCCAGAACUGAAUGUUCUUUUAGGCGCAAGACAGGAGUUCAGGAAUGCAGAAAACUGAAGAGCUCCAUCUAGAGGCCGGAAGAGUAAAUGUGGUUUUUUUCAGAGCAAGGACUGUUGUUUGUGGACUUCAAGCUACUGAUGUCUACUCAUUCUCGAUAUAUAACCAUAGACACCGUCCUUUUAAUUAUUAAAUCGACAUUCAGAGAUAAAUCCGCGUAUAAUUAGCGUUGAACGUCGUCGUUUCAAUUCGCCUGUGCUGCGACUACUAGUGACGCCAAACGGAACUGCACGCGGGACACAAGAUGGACGCAAACUUUUGACUUUCUGUUUCUAUUUCGUUUCGCUUUUACUCGCACGACCUACGCUUGGUAGAUAUUGCCGCAUCCCUCGAGUUGACAGCCCGUGCUGUCGAGUGAAUUCUUAUCCCAGUCAGAAUUCGUUUAAAAACAGGCCUUCAGACCAACUCGCUGGCAGCCAUUCGUUUUCACAGCCCAACCUUUGCUGUCUUUAUGUGGAUUCGCUUCCUGGUUGCAACACAGUCACAUAGUCCAAGUCCUUCAAAACGCAUUUCAGCCUGAGAGACUAGUCGUCGAACUUAAUAAUUAUCCUUAGAGCUUUCAAUAAACAUUUCAUGACUAUUUUACCUAAAAGGCAGUAUCUUUUUAUUCGUUUACGUGGAAUGUCGUAAGCCACCGAGUACCAGAAAUAUCUAAUAUAUCGAGUGCAAAGCGAAAACCUGGGAUCUAUGCCUCGUCUUCAUGGAGAAUGUGACUACACGAUCAACACAAGGUCUUCUGGAGCCUGUGCAUCCAGGCUCAGUAACCUUUAAUGAGAGUAUUCUAGCUCCUCUUCGUAACAAUUAUUUGUAUGAGGAAUCAAAAGAAUGUUUCACGUACAACUCUGCCCAUUUGAUCAACAAUGACACUCUACAAAAAAGGUAUGCUGCCUUUCGGUCCGAGAAACGGGAAAAAGGUUAUUCUGAACAGGAACUUGAAGAGUCAUUUGGCUUCCUGUUGCUUGAUGAUGCAAACAGGGCAAGGAAAGUUGGUGAAACAGGCUUGUUGGUCGGAAAAGCAAAAUGCACUACUCUUGGAGACCCGUCGAAAGGUGUCUAUAUCUCAAAAUACUCAGACUGCCUUGACCUGAAGCGCUGGUACGAUGGCAAGACUGGCUACAUUGUCCUUUUGAAGCUGACCAAGGGGAGAGUGAAAGAAGUUACAGACAACUACACCCAGAAUUUUACUCCUCCAACACCUGGCUUUGACUGCCAUGUAUCAGAUCAGCUUGGUGCUGUGUCUUCAACUACUAGUUCUUUCUUGGCUUAUGAGCGAACACAGUACUAUAUGUAUGAACUCCGUGAUGGAAGCAGUAAAGCAGAAUCAUGUCCAAGACAUGCUUGUCCGUUUGCCAUCGUGGCAUUUUCAUAUGGGAAGAUGAGUACCACGUCAGAGUUGGAGCAAAAGAGCCAAGACAAAACAGUAUUUCAUUACCAACCAUGGAUUGGCCAAUUCAAGAUUGAAUCCACUGUCUAUGAUGUUGGUCUUCAGUCUGCGAGUGGAGCCUGGUUCCCAGCAAAACUCCCAAAGACAGUUCAAAUUGACCAUGCAAUUGGUGUGUCUGAACUGAAGAGGACCUUGCCGCGGGAAAUCUUUGAAACCUGCAUUGUGGGUGAAGUUUGCAUAGAUGGCAGAUGUUUCAACUUGUAUGAUGUUGUCUCCUCUAAGGCGAAAAAUGAUCUUGCUCAGAUAGCCCACGAGCUAAAGGAAAAAGAUAUGGCUCUUGUUAUUCCACUGGAAGAUUCUGGUUUCCUUAUACUGUUACAUUCUUCACACCUCUUCUCUUAUGAAGACGCAAAGUCGGGUAAGGCAGCAGCACUUCAAGGCAUGUUUAUUUUCCCAGACUCAAGAACUGUGCCAAGAGAUGCCAAGUCGAACCUGACAAAUACUAAAGUGUCAUCAGAAAUAAUGCAAGUCAUUCCAGCACUCAACUAUGCAGAAACAGAGAUGGGAAAAUGUCCUCCAAACCAGCAGGGGUGCUCUAAAAGUUCUUUAGAGAAGUGUUUGCAGGAAUAUGGCACUCUUUUUCACCCAGGACUGUUGGAUGUUCCCACAAGGGAAGCCAGUAUGUUUCCAGACCAAUUUGAUGUGCCUGGUGGUUUUACUCUGAUAUCACCUAAAUGGUCACAGGAGACUGGCACCCGAUUAAAAUCCUAUUUUGAUGAGCCUUGUGGCUUUACAAUUCCAGUAGUGAGAGCACUGGAGUUACUCACUACUGGUCGACAGCAGCGUGGUGAUGAUCAUGACGAUGAUGUCUAUUAUUGUAUAUCAUCACCUGAGGAGGUCCCACAGACUGAUGCCCCUGUUGAAAGUGAGACCUCUCACAGGACUGUUGAAAAAGUUGAAAAACAAAAAGAUGAGCACAAGCAUUUGCCUACAGAGCAGCCUCAACCUGCUUUGCCAGAGGGCCUUGGAAAACUGGGAACAGCUGUAGUUACAGUAGCUGACAGCGUGUUGGAGGAUCCAAUUUCCACAGUGUCACCCAAAUUGGGUGAUGUCCCUACAGAGAAUUGUGUAAGUAUUGACACUGAUGUUGAGAAAACAUCUCAAGGGAGUACUAAGGGAGAUGCUGAUGGAGUCUGUGUAGAUUUAUCCAAAAAAGAGACUCCCAUCCACACAAGCAGUACACCAUUAAUCACAUCAACAGAAGAAGGUGGUACUGCUGGGAGGAUGGAGGAUAAUAUACAUCCUGAGAAAACAAUGGCUGAUCCUGCUAAGAAAGUAAAUCGGAGGUCCUUUUCAAGGCGUAAAGGUAGGAAGCGCAAAAUUCAUUGGAGAACCAUGAAGAUCAAAAAAGGAGUUAAAAAAAAGCUCGCUUUACCAGCUUCAAGUUUGCCUCUCGUUUUGCCAGUGAACUCCACAGAUGACCCUCCAAAAGAGCAGACUCAGUCUGAGACCAUGCAUGCUGACGACAUCAAUGAGAGUCCACAUUCAACUAGUAGGGGCAAGGGACGCAAGCAAAGGAGAGUGAAUCGAAAUCUGAGUCAAGCCAAACAAGCACAAGAAACUUUAAGUGUGUCAACAGAAACUAUACAUGAUCAAAGUAUAAAAAAUGAAACAAGUCCUUCAAAAAGAGACUGGCGGUCUCUUCCAAGGCGUAAAAGAUUGUGGAAUACUGAUGCUAAUCUGAAGCGUUCUUUGAGAUCAGCUGCUGCAAAGAUUGAUGAGGAGACUAUAGUGAACGCACAGGCCGAUACCACAAAACAAAGUUUGUCUAGCACACCCAAGAGGAAGAUGGAAGGAUUUAGCUUGAGGGAACGAUAUGGUCUAAAAACCAUAAUCACAACCUGUGGCAGAGUUUUUGUCCCGCAUGGUUCAGAUGUUGAUGUACAAUCUGCAAACAAGAGACAAAGUGAGAAAAUGCAUGUUGAGAUGAACACGGACACAAAUGCAGAAACGAUUUCUCCUGUGGAAAACAAAUCCACAGAAAUAGUGGAAAGUAAGGGAGAAUCUCCCUCAAAGGUAAUGGAAGAAUUACCCUGUAAAGAUCCAGUGGUCAGUGAUGGCGAAGAAUUGUCGCACAGUCCUUCAGGUGAAAUGCCAAGUGCUCUCUUGUCAGCAUUAAAGAUAUUGAGAAACCUUCACAAAAACAACCCAUUAGAAAUUGACAAAAGUAAGGAUUUAUGUUCAGAAAAGUCCAUGAAUGCUACAUCAAAUGAGAAUGUAGGCUUCCAACAAACUAACAAAGAUCAUCCUGUUACUGUUCAAACAGGUGCAACUUCCAGUCCUCCCAGAGAAUCUGACCAAUCCAUGCUCUCGGACCCUAAAGUAUCCUCCCCUGACAAAAUCAAAAAGAAAGCAAAACAUAGUGUGUACAGUGCAAUAUCAAUAAGCAAGUUAAAGACUGUACUAAGAAGGGGAAAGAGGGCGAAAUCUCCUUCCCCAGGUAAUAGUGCAAUAUCUGAGCCAGAUAAAGCAGAGCCAGAAUCAAAAAUAAGAAAAUUGGACACUGUUGUGGAUCUGAAAUCUGAUAUUAUCAAGAAUGAGUUGAAAGACAGAGGAUCACAGCCCAUGAAUGAUAAGGCACAACAUGCGCCAGUGAAACCCAUGGAGAUAACUAAACAACCUGUGUCUUGGAGAGGCCUUAUUCACAAGGCCUCAAAAGAAAAUGGGUCCCUCAAUUUUGACACAUCAGCACCUUUUGAAAUAGCUAAACACACUGACCAGCAGCUCAUAUCAUCGCUUGGGGAUAGGGUAGGAAGGAGAAGAAUUAGCGUUGAUGGCAAAGCCAGCGCAGAGAGUGUGAGCAUGGGUGCAUCUCUGCCCUCAGAUGCAUUGAGUUUACUGGCUGACUUGGCCCUCGGUUCAAGUAAUGAUAAAGUGUUAUCGAACUUAGAAGCCAAACCUGGACAGGAGGCUAGCGGCUCCCCGCAGUCAGUCCUUCAUGCUCUUCUUCGUUGUCCAUCCACCAGAUUUAAAUUACCCCCCAGGUCUCCUUUCCCAGAAGGUCUUUUAGUGACUGGGGAACUGAUUUUGGAAAUAUCAAAAGAGCAUUCUUAUUCACAGCCCACCUCUCUGCUGUCAGGUUUGUCAGGUCCAUCCCCCCAGGUUUCUUCUCCAUCUGGAUGUGUAGAUUCGCCUCUGUCAUUGAACACUGGGCUUCAUCUGAACCUACCCAAAGAUGGAGCAGCCUCGUGUCAUCAAGAGGAAGGAGGCAGAACAGAAUGGAAGCAUCUGAUUUCUCCAGAUAAGCCAGUGUCAUUGAUUCCCAAGACAAAAGUGAGGAAAUCAAGAUUUUUACGAAACAGACGCAUAAUUGAAAAGGAGGGAAAGAUCCAAGUGAUGAGGAUUUGGGAAGAAGAUUAUGAUUUUAAAUUUGACAGCAAAUUCACCAAUGACAGUAUAGACAAAACUGUCACACGAGCACUUCAUGGGAAAUGGAACUUCAGCAUUGAAGACACCUAUGAGGAUGUCCAUCUCAUUUUUCACAUGUGGAUUGGUCUUUUCUAUAGUAAACACACUUCCAGGUUAUUUCACCUUGAAAAUAGUACUGCACUUUCAAAGGGGAAGGACGUUGAAAAAGUUCAUCUGGACAUUAACGCCAUUCAAAAUGCUGUGUCAUUGCUCAAUGUUGAGUUGAGCUCGAAAGAGGACUCGUCUAGGCCUGUGCCUCUUUCAACAGAGGUUUUGGAUCUUUCUGUGAAAAAUGGCGAGCCUGUGAAUCUCUGUUCGGUUUCAAAUCAAAGCAGAAUAAAAGACACUGCAUCACAUCCUGGUGGAAUGUCACCAACUUGUAAGCAUGAAACGGCACCAAGCCAUUCACCUUCUGGGACAAGUCUCUCCCUCAAUCCAAAAGUUACAACAAUGAUGAGUUAUAGAUCUACUGUGGACAUACCAGUGGAAAAUUCAGUGCCUGACAGUGACACUGAAACUGAUGAUGAAAAUGACAUCGCCCCUGACUGCUCAUAUUCUCAGCUCUUGGAAAGAAAUAGUGCAUACAACCAGUUAUGUGAGCAAGCAUCAAAUAUGAGAAUAGGUAUUCGGUUACUACUGCCAAAGGUCAGAAAUGUUACAAAUAAUGAAGCAUCCACAAAAGUGUCCACUGUUGAUCUGAAAAAGAUUGGUGUGUUCCAUCAAGUACUUAGUCCCGUAAAACCGUCAGCAUUCUCAAAACCACAUCGCCUGAUUUUGGGUAGGAAAAGUUUUGAUCUGAGCUUAAAAAAUGAAACUGGCCAUGUAGCACAUGCAGUACUGCAAAAGGAGAAUGUUUCUGACAAUGCAGAAAGUAAAGAGAUUUCUGAAACAAAUAGAACCAAAGAUGAGUGCCCAGAAGCUGUGGUUGAUGGAAAUGUUGACGAUACCUCAGAAUUUAAAACGGGACACGGAGCAUCCAUUUCGGUACAGGAAAAGAGUGUAUCAGUAAGUGAAGAGAGUAAAGAAGUCUCUGAUGAAGAUAGCCAAGAUGGAUGUCUUACAAUUAUGGAAGAUGGAAAUGUUGAGGAAAACAUUACUUCUGAAUCACCUAGCCAAGAUCAGAUUAGUAUUUCUGAGCAUAAAUGCUCUGCUCAUGCAAAGGAAGAUCUUAAACCUUUAGAAGAACUCAAAGGUCACGCAAACAUGGUAGAUGAUCUGGGAGAUGCUUCACUACAUGAGGCUAGUGUUGAAGAGCAUAACGAGACUUCUAAUGCAAAAAAAGAACUUCAACCUUUACUAGAUGACACAAAUCUAGUUGACCAUGCUGAUGUGCUAAGCGAUAUUUCAUCAGAUGGGACUAGAGUUGUAGAGAAUGAGACAUCUAAUGCAAAGGAAGAUCUUAAACCUGUGCAUGACCUGAAAGAUCAAAUAAAAAUGGUGGAUGAGCGGAGAGAUGCCGCAUCAGAUGAGGCUAGUGUUGAAGAGCACAAUGAGACUUCUCAUGCACAAAAAGAACUGAAACCUUUACUAGAUGACACAAAUCAAGUUGACCAUUUUGAUAAGCUGAGCGAUAUUUCAUCAGAUGAAACAAGAGUUGUAGAGAAUGAGACAUCUAAUGCAAAAGAUCUUAAGUCUGUGCAUGACCUGAAAGAACACACAGCUGAUGAGCUAAGAGAUGCUACAUCAGAUGAGACUAAAGUUGAAAAGUGCAAUGAGAUUUCUAGUGCAAAAGAAGAGCAUGAUCCGAAAGAUCAGUUAAACUUGAUUGAUGCAUCAUCCCAUGUGAUUAAAGGGAAUGACACUAAAGAGCCUGUGGAAGAAGAUGAAGGUUAUACAGGUGAGGAACUGAUGCAAGAAGGUGACAGUAAGUCAAAGGAAUGGGAUAACCUGGAUGGAGGUGAUACUGAACGUGAGACGUCCACAGUAAUGGUGGAACGCCUAGAUGAGAUUGUUUUCGGUCUAAAGGAUGAUAUAAACAGUGUUGAUAUGGAAUUCAGUGAUGAUGAUGAUUCCACCAUCAAUGAUGAUGUGAAGACACAAAAAAGUGAAACGCAACCUCAGUCACCAGAGGAGACAUACCUUGAAGAUAAUGCCUUUGAAUUAAGCAGUGAUUCUUGCUCAGCUGAGGAUCAGCCCAUGUCUGUGCAAGAGAAACACACCCCUGUUUCUGAUAUUGAUACUUUGGAAGGAAUGCAAGAUGAGAUUGAAACCAAGACCCUUCAGCAGAGUUUAGUGGUCCAACAAGAAGCUCUUGAAGUAUGUCAGAAUGAGUUAAAUCCAGCAAGUAUUUUUGAACCCACCAAAUUAGAUAUUAGUAAUUCAGAAAAAGAUGAUGAAAGAGAUUUAGGCCAAGAGGAUAAAUCUAAAGUCAGUGGUGAGGAUGAUACACUUGUUGAUGAGAAGGAGACAAAAAGUCAAGGCUCUUGUGAAGAUGAAGUCAUCAAAACAUACCAAGAAUGCCUGUCCCCAAAAGUUUGUGCUUUGCCCCCCAAUAUCCCAACUUACUCUCGUAAUGAAAUGGUUGCUCCUCAAGCUCUGACAAUUGACAAACCCUCAGAAGUGGAGGUAAACAGCAUGUGCUCUACUCCUACGCAAGAUGAAAUGGCGUGUUUUCCAGAAGUACACGAAGACCUUUACUUUCCUGACAGCACUGUUCGUGUUGACAUGUUGCCACCUAAAAGUUCUGUAAGUCCGCACACCCAUGUUUCUACCACAAAGCCAUUCUCUGACUUUAUAGGACAUAAUGAAGAAACCCACAAUGAUGAACUAAGGUGGAAGAGAAACAAAUACCCUGGGACAAUGGAUUUCAAAGAUGAAUCUGCAUUAACUACUAAGUGUUCACUCAGUGAGGACCCUUUCCAGUUAAGGCACAAACUCUGUCCCACCUCCCAACAAAAAGAUGACAAGAACAGUAACUUCAUAGAGGGUGCACCUCAAAAUGAUUCUGAACUAUUUUACAGAGAAGACAAUGUAGACGAUGUGCAUGGAUAUUACCAGGGAUCUGAUGAAGGUUUACCGUGGCCUGAUUACCAAACAGAGGAACCAGUUGAUCACCAAUUUUAUCCAUGUGAAAUCGAAUUUAGUGGGGACAAUGAUCAACCCAUUUGUUCUAAGUACAUUACAUCUGAACGUGAGUAUUCCUACAGGCACAAAAAGCGUGCAAAAAAAGAGAUGGAUAACUAUUGUUGGGAAGAAAAGAAAUAUAAAUUAGACCCUCUGUCAGUUACUUUUACUGCUGAAUAUACCAGGGACCAAAGUCCAAAAAAGAAAUCUAGAAAGAGCAAAUUCACAGUCAUCCGCCAAAAUUCUGCGUGGGAUGAGGAAGGUAUUGUAGACUACAGCAUCCAAAAAACGUCAUGCUUUGAAACUUAUUUAAAGCCGACUAGGGAGGUCACUGUUAGUUCCCUUCCACAUGUUAAGACAAGCAAGCAGCAAUUUGACUGGAGCAGGUAUUUUAGAAGGGAGGCGGCUUUCAGUCAGCUAUUAGAUGCGAGUGAGAGGGAUGACAAAUUUGACAUUCCACCCUCAUCUAUUGUCACCAUUUUGGACCGAAAAGGAAACCGGGUGACAUUCAGUAACUCUCCCAACAUGAAACCAUCUUUAAUUGGACUUGAGAACUCUUUAAAUGACUGGCAAGAACAACAAAGUAAGGCUGAUGUGACCCGGUCUGCAGUUGAUCUCGAGUACCUUAUCUUCUCUAAAAAAAUGAAUCAGGUUCUCAAAGAGAAUAAGAAAGUCAGAGCUCAGAGCUCAUCCAGUACCACAUCACACUGUUGGUCAAAUCCUAACCAGGCUACAUGUCCCAUGACAAUUCAGUUUUCAAAUCUCAGUGAAGUGGAGAACUCUGCUGAACUUAGUAAAGCACAGCCAUCACUUACUGAUUUUAAGAUUAAAGUGGACAUGUCUGACAAGAGAGAGAUGAUGGAACCUGUAAGAAACCGCAAACCACACCUUCAAAGAUUUUUCUGUGAAAAAGGCAACGAGGUUGAGUUUGCCGGGAUCUCAGAAAUAACAAAGCAAUGCGCUGUUGCGUACAAGUCCAUGAUGAAUGAUGUCUGCAGCAGGAAGACUCUCCCUCGUCCAAUUGAGGCAAGUGGAAAGGGCAUCAAGAGGAAGUACAAUCGAGAGAGCGUUGGCCAACAUCCUGGAUUCUGUGGUCGGAUCAAGAAGGACACUUUCGACAAUCCUCAUGACAAUCUGAAGGUCUUUGUGCGGCAAGCUUCAAAGACUAAGUACAGGUUCUUUAUUCUUGUCACAUCAACAGAUACCUUCUUUGAAGAAACCAAGCACCUGUUGGAGAUUGAAGGCCACAUACCGGUUGAGCCAAACGAGUUUAACCUCAGUGACGAUAGUCAGUCACCUCUUCUCAUUAUACUGAGGAAUGAGGACAUUGCAGAGCACAUAUGCGAGGUGCCUUGUUUGCUGGAAUUAAAGAAGUCGCCCAACGUCCUGUUUGCUGGCAUCGACCGACCUGAUGACGUGGUGAACCUCGCUCACCAAGAGCUUUUUGAAAAAGGAGGCUUUAUAGUGUGUGAUGAAUUGGCUCUUGACACACUUACUCUAGAUGACAUGAAGAAAGUUGUGGGGAUUCUGGAGGAGUUAGACAAACAAGGGAAAUGGAAAUGGUUUCUGCACUAUAGAGACAGUCGCAGGCUUCGGGAAAGUGCAAGGUCCAGUCCUGAGGGAAGUAAGAAGCAGCAGUUUAUCGAUUGCUGUCAGAAAGCUGGCAUAGUCGAGGUCUUGCCCUAUCAUGAAUGUGAUGUCAUAUCACGGGACCGACCGGAUUACCUCUUCUGUUUGACUCGUCUCCAGAUCCAAAACGCCUCCGUACGGUUUCCUGUGUUUAUUACAGACACGCCUACUGAAUCUUUUGGAACAAAUGGGAUUUUAACCAUGAACAUUUACACAUUCUCACGGAUUCUUUCAAAUGAUACUUGUUCUGUGUCAUAAAUGUGUUUUUGUUUUGUUUUUGUUUUUUUUGUUUUUUAUCAAAAUCCAAUUUCUUACCAUUGGUAAGUACACCUUUGUUCAUAAUUAAUUUAUUCUUUAUCGUAAAUGUUAAAGCAUAUAUCUUUGUUACUCAUAUGUAAUUGCUUACAAUUUAUAAGCUUUCCAGCGAGAACUUUACCGUUUAUAACACAGUAAAAAUGUACAAAUGUAGGUCAUGAAAAUGUUUUAGUGUGUUUUAACCUGACUGUUUUUUUAUCUAUGAAAUUGACUGAAACUCUAAUAAAUGAGCUGAUUUAG
Messenger RNA from Ctenopharyngodon idella (grass carp), 14354 nucleotides. RefSeq names its product protein unc-45 homolog B. The transcript has 41 exons. The record is from RefSeq and is a predicted model, not a curated record. Bases 181 to 2976 code for a protein of 931 amino acids. Gene Ontology annotation, biological process: negative regulation of gene expression, epigenetic. Gene Ontology annotation, cellular component: nucleoplasm. Gene Ontology annotation, molecular function: Hsp90 protein binding. NCBI's taxonomy places the organism in Eukaryota, Metazoa, Chordata, Actinopteri, Cypriniformes, Xenocyprididae.